This is a messenger RNA of Carassius auratus (goldfish), 1668 nucleotides long. RefSeq names its product proline-rich protein 36-like. The coding region runs from base 1 to 1668 and encodes 555 amino acids. Lineage: Eukaryota; Metazoa; Chordata; Actinopteri; Cypriniformes; Cyprinidae. The record is from RefSeq and is a predicted model, not a curated record. The transcript has 4 exons.
AUGAAGGCACUUUGCAGACGCUUGAAAGCGGGAAUUGGUGCAGUUGAGACAAGAGAAAGUCAACACGAAGACAGGUGUUUACAUCCAUCCAGAGCCACAGAGAGAUUCUCUGAAGCCGGGAGCCAGAGGCCUGGAAACGUCUUUAAACACCGGGAUAUCGGCGUGCAGUGUGAAAAGCCCACUUUGGUUGACAGAGGAUGCAACACUCUUCAGUUUAUAGGACAACAUCUUAAUGUGGGAGACAUAACUAGUGAUAAACUCACAGAUCUAUGUGCCAGUGAGGAUGGGAACAGACAGCUUGCAUUGCUCCUCAUCAAAAAAGAGCCUCAAGAGACUGAAUGCAACAGCUAUGCACCAGGAUACUUUCUACUAAAGCAAGAGGGUGCUGAGCCCAUACUGGUGCGCAGAGAGCCAAAUAAGGACAUCGUGAAAAGGGUUGUGGUCCCACCAGCAUUGCAAACAAUAACCAGGCCCGAUAACAGCAACAGAGGAAAGUCUCCACCACCACCAGUGAUUCCUUCCUCUUGUAGUCGCAGAGUGGAUUCCAGUGGUCAAAUACCCAAUCAGACUAUACAACCCAGCCGCGGUACAUCUGAAAGAACAUUGGAAAACACUGAAGGCUUGUCUUCCCAAAACAAAAAACAGAAUGCCAUUGCAUCAGCACAGACAUCAACUUCUUCAGUGCUUCCCAAUUUAACCCAGACUCCUGCUUCCAAUGUUAACUCAUCUGUGCCAAUGAUUGAGCUGUCUGGUGCUCUAUCAAUACCUCAGACCAAGCCUACAGCAUCAUUAGUUCAUCGUCGACCAAAACCAAAUCCUCAAACAUCAAACCAGACAGUAGUCCUUCAGAAAGAGGGGUCAAAUAUCUGUCAAAACACUUACUUAACUCCUGUACCUCCAAGCCAAGUCUUAGUUACAGAGCCUCAUUCCUUCAAACAGCGAGCUCAGGCAUUGGUUUCACAUACUGGGAAAACUUUUUCAACCAUUGCCUCGCUAAACCAGGCUCCUGAGCCAUUAACCCAAUGUUCCUCUCAACUUACACAACCACCAUUCUUUCCACCACAGUCCAUCAAAACUCCAACCCAUGAGAUGCCUCCACAAGUACACACUGUCGUGCCAUCAGGACACAUUCCUGUCGCAGCAGCUCCAAAUACUCUUCCACCAGUUCAGGAUAGGACUCCCUCAUCCAGUCUUGUUCCUUCUCAAUCUCAUGCUUUUGCAUCACCACAGGUAAUGCCAGCACAUUCUGUGAAUUCAAGUCCAUCAUUCCAGUUCCCUUUGGUUCUGCCACACAAUCCGGUUCAGGCGACGCCACCUUCUUAUCUACCAACGCAUGUUCCAUUUCCUUCUCCACACAUUCCAGUUAACGCAAUUCAGGGAUCCAUCUCCUUAAACCCACCUCAUGCUCCACUCCCUCAAUCUCAAUAUCUACCACAAUCCAAUCAGUUCUCCUCUUCUCCAGACCAUUUUUUUCCUCCACCCGAUAAUACGCCAGGUUUGCUUGACUCUCUUGAUACUUUGCAUUUGCAUUCGCCUAUCAUGAUAACGCCACAAGAUGCCUCGGGCUGGCACCCAUGCACCAUUUUCAGCCACCUGGGCAGUUUGCUCCCUCCUGCUAACACUGAAGAGCAACAAGCUGCUGCUGCCGCUCCACUAACGUUGUUUUAA